AUUUUAUCUUACAAAACAAAACAAACCUGAAAGUCAGAAAUCGGAACCUUAUAUUGAUCGGCAUAAGGAACGACCCAUUAAGUUUUGCUCUGGGGUAGAGGUAUUUCGAGAGGUUUAAUCGUAGAACGUGAAAUUUGAGAUGGAUGAAACCUUGGCUGAUGUUGUAUUCCUGGUAGAGGGCACAUCCGCGAAUGGAGCCUACAUCAACGAACUGAAAACGAAUUACAUUGUGCCAACCUUAGAACACUUUAGCCAGGGUCCUAUAGAAGAUCGAGAAUAUUUGAUAUCGGACCAGCGAUAUUCAACACAAUAUUGUGUCGUCGUUUACCGUACAACAGCUAAUUUAUUGGAGCCGGUAUGCACUACAUAUGGGCCAUAUGCGUCGCCACAAAAAGUGCUCGAUUUAUUUGAAAGAUUGCCUUUGAUUGGCGGAAGCAUGGAGUCUUGCGCAAAUUUAGCUGAGGGCUUUGCAACAGCACACGUUUGCUUCGAAGACAUGAAGGAACAUCGUACUGGUAUGAGUAUGGAUCUUAAUUUGAACUCCCAGAAGCACUGUAUACUGAUGUGUAACAGUCCUCCGUAUUCCAUGCCAGUUAUGGAUUGUUGGAAGUAUUCGGGAAAAACAGUUGAGCAAUUGGCUGGAUUGUUUAAUGAAAGAAAAAUAAAUCUUUCAAUUGUCGCUCCACGAAAGAUUCCUGUACUAUUUAAAAUUUUCAUGAAAGCAGACGGCGACCAGCCGCUAGCUGCUAAAAACUAUGCAAAGAAUAUAAGGCACCUGGUAUUACUUAAAGGUUAUCAUCUUAAGGAAAGGCCACAAAGUCCAAAUAGUGCAGCUAUGGCAAAUCAGACCAAUCAAGUUGGUAUGCCCAACCAAGUUGUGCAACAGCAACAGCAGCAACAACAACCUCAAACAAACGUUCAGCAGCAGCAAAAUCAACAAAACGCGGGCAUGCCUAUGGAUAAUAGUUCUCAUGCGCCGACGCAACAACAACAGCAGCAACAGCAGCAAAGUAUGCAGCAACAGGUUGCUCAAAUGGGUGGCCUUAAUCCCAAUCAACAGCCGGGCAAUCCCCUUAAUCAACAAAUGUUGCAGCAGCAACAAUUCAAUCAAAACGCCAAUUUCCAAGGCCAAGGUAAUCGUUGGGUCUUUAAUCCCAAUCAACAACAGCAACAACAACAGCAGCAACCUCAGACACGACCUCAAUUUAUUGGUGGACCAAAUGUUCCCGGAGGACCCAUGGUUAGUCCCAUGGGAGGAGUUAACCAAGGAAUGCCUGGCCAGAAUUCUGCUUUAAUAUCACAGCUCAGUGCACCGCCAAAUCAGAAUGUCAAUCCGAUGUUGCAACAGCAGCAACAGCAAAUACGCAUGCAAUUGUUGAGUCAACAACAGCAACAAAUGCAAAUGCAACAACAACAGCAGCAGCAACAACAGCAGCAAAAUGUAAUGAACCCCAAUAUGAGUGUUGGUGGCCCAGGUCCCAAUCCUCAACAGCAACAAAUGUCUGUGCCCAACAAUCAACCGAAUACCUCCAUGGGAAAUCAACAAAAUCAAGUGCAAAAGCCUCCCGAUCAAGCGGUAAUGCGAGACACCAUUUGGUCCGGCACAUUGGAAUGGGUUGAGAAAAGUAAACCAGAUCAACAGAAAAUCACACGAACUCUGAAGUGCAUAGUUACAGCAAACAUUAAAGACGGGGAGCCCGAGAUCAAAGCAGUCAACUGGCCAUCAAAAUUGCUCAUGCAAUUGAUGCCCAAACAUUUGGUCGGCAACAUUGGGGGACAAUUUCUCAAAGACUCGAAAAUGGUCGUGUUCAAACCACAGCCCAGUGAAGCGCUGGACGCCUUGGCUAAAAAUAUGACUACUGUUUUUGCUGGUUGUGUGCAUUUCACAACACCCGCAAACACCCCACCAUGUGAAAUAAAAGUUUUGAUACUUUUGUAUACAGCUGAGAAGAAUGCCUACUUGGGCUUUAUACCCAACAAUCAAUCCAUGUUUGUUGAACGUUUACGCAAAGCGAUUCAGCAGAAACAGUCAAUGGGUAUGCAGCAGACUGCUGCCGGUGGUGGUCCUCCAAAUAACAUGCAACAACAACAACAACAACAACAGCAGCAGCAGCAGCAACAACAACAGCAACAAUCAAACCAUGGUCUGCAGCAGCAACAACAACAGCAGCAACAACAAAACCAACAGCAAAUGCAAAUGGGAAAUCCAAUGAAUGCCAUGGGCCCAAACACAAUGAAUCCGCAACAGCAACAAGAUCCUAGCCAACAACAACAUCAAUUUAACCAAUACAAUCCACAACAACAACAAAUGAGCAUGCAAAUGGCCGGCGGUCCCAUGAACCAACAAAUGAUGCCAGGCCCUCCGAUGGCUGGAGGGCCAGACCAAAUGGUUGGCAACAAUCCCAUGCAGCAGCAAAUGUCAAUGAUGCAACAUCAGCAACGUAUGCCAAUGAUGCCCGGUGGUAAUCCCAACAAUCCACAACAGCAGCAAAUGCGAAUGGUGCGUCCAAUGAUGAGCAAUAAUUCUGGUUUGCGCCAUUUACUCCAGCAACAAACCACUCCAGGUCAACAGUUUCGUCCACAAAUGGGUGGUGGUGGUGGACCAGGUGUUGUACCGGGCAUGGGUGGCGGAAUGCCCAAUCCCGGUCAAAUGACAGGAGGUCCGGGUGGUCCCAACAGACCUUUUGAUGACAACAAUUUUGACUUUAUGUAAAAACUCUAAAAUAUUUUUUUUUAACUUUUACAAACCACACAUUCGUACUCUUACAAGAAAAUAAAAAUAUAAUAAAAAAGUUUAAGACUUGUUCAAACUA
Molecule: messenger RNA, 2813 nt
Organism: Stomoxys calcitrans (stable fly)
Lineage: Eukaryota; Metazoa; Arthropoda; Insecta; Diptera; Muscidae
Product: mediator of RNA polymerase II transcription subunit 25
Exons: 4
Coding region: 140-2713 (857 amino acids)
Biological process (GO): positive regulation of transcription by RNA polymerase II
Cellular component (GO): mediator complex; transcription regulator complex
Source: RefSeq, a predicted model, not a curated record